UUGACAAAUCGUCAUUUUCCUAGUGGAUUUGAUUGUGAGAGUUAUUACACUUGCCACAAUUUAGAAUUUAUUAUUCAGCGAUGUCUAGAGGGAUUUUGGUUUCAUCGUACAUCUGAAACUUGUAGAGUUUCAAGAGAUGUGCUUGAUUGUGAAUUUGCACCGCCAGUUUGGCCACCAGCGACAGACCCUCCGCCAACACAACCUCCAACAACAACUACACCUCCAGCUACAACUACACCACCAGUUACAACUACACCACCAAUGACAACAUCAGCAGAUGUAACAACCUCAACAGCUGCAUCAAAUUCACCUGAUCUUGUUGAUUGUCCAGGAAGUGGGGUUUCAGUUCACAUUCAUCCUUUCUCGUGUACUCGAUACUUCAUGUGCUUUGAUGGUUGGUUAAUCAAUCGAACUUGUAGUCCUGGCCUAUUCUUCUCACGAUCACAAAUGAGAUGCGUCCGGCGUUCGGAAUCUGAUUGUCGACUCGAUGUUGAUUCUUGUCCUGCUGAUGAUGAUCCACCCAAUGUUGUUUUCUUACCAGAUCAGGAAGAUUGCCAAAAAUAUUUUGUUUGUCAUCAAGGAAAUGCUUUGGAAUGGGAUUGUGGACCAACAUUGCACUGGGAUCCUAACGAUAACUGGUGCAUAAGAGAAGAAGAAUCCGAUUGCGAGCCUUCAUAUCCACUUCCUGAUGUCAAAGACAUUGAAUGCCCUGAUGACACUGAAAGUGACAUAAUUUUCCUUCCCCAUCCUGAUGAAUGUCAAUUCUACUUCAUUUGCAUUGAUGGGGAAUCAACAUUGGUUCGAUGCGGCCGAUACACAUUAUUUGAUCACAUUUUAGGCAAAUGCUUUUUCGCAGAAUCAGCACGUUGCUUUAAUCAAUGAAUAUUUUAAUUAAUUCAUUUAUUUUAUCUCGGAUUUCUCUUUAAGAGAAAAAAAGUGAAAAUACGUAAAAUUAAAACGAUUUCAUUUCUUUUUAGCACAAUGAAAUGAUAAGAUAAAAAUAU
This is a messenger RNA of Clunio marinus, 1004 nucleotides long. Lineage: Eukaryota; Metazoa; Arthropoda; Insecta; Diptera; Chironomidae. The record is from the annotation of a GenBank genome assembly.